AUGCAAGUUCGCCUGCAUGCUCGUAAUAUUUUCGCCUUCUUGGUUGGAGCUGCAUUUAUCUAUAUCGCUUAUGUGAUAUUCUUCAAAGCUGGCGACGGCUUUCCAGAAAUAGACGUUGAUCUAAACGAUGUCGUCAGUUAUGCUGUUUUGGCAGUGGAAAUGGGUGGAUUUGCGGUGCGCAAAAUUCAUGAGGAAAACGUAUUGAAUACCGCACAAAAAGGCCUGACUGAUGAAGGAAAGGCCGAGCUGCUAACCAGAGCGGAUCUGAUAUCCAACUUUUUGAUUCUCGACGUUCUACAGCGAUUUCCCCGCCUCAAGAUUGUAACCGAAGAAAAAGACAGCUCUAUUUCGGAAUCGGAUGCAGCACGUUAUCGAGCAGAUUCCUAUUCAAUGUGGUUAUCCAUUCGUGAUGUACUUACUCAAAUUCCCUCUCGUCGUCUUAUACUUUCUGACGUUCUGGUUUAUGUUGAUCCUCUAGACGCCACACAAGAAUACACUGAGGGUUUGACGGAGUUUGUCACUGUAAUGGCAUGUGUGGUGAAGAAAGAUGAACCAAUUUUUGGUGUUAUUCAUCGGCCGUUCGCAAAUGAUACGGUUGUUGGAGUCACGGGAUGGGGUGUGAUGACGUCAUCUUUAGAAAAAGUGACGCCAGUGGACCUCAAAGACACAGUGAAGAAGAUAGUAGUCUCAAGAUCUCACGCAGGUGCUGUUGAGAAGUUAGCACAAAAGUCGUUCGGUGAUGAGUACACAGUGGAACCAGCUGGAGGAAGUGGUUACAAAACACUGCGAUUGGUGAAUGGCACUGCAGAGCUUUAUAUUCACCAAACUGCAAUCAAGAAGUGGGAUACUUGUGCGGGAGAUGCAAUACUUCGUGCCCUUGGAGGAGCAAUGGUCGAUUUGGAAGGAACCCCACUACGGUAUGGAUCGGAUACACCUGUCCUAAAUAAGAAAGGACUUCUAGCAGCGGUUCGAACUCCUUUCACGUAUUCUAAAAAAGUAAUACCGAAUAUCGGGUUGUAG
Haemonchus placei is the source of this 1020-nucleotide messenger RNA. The record is from the annotation of a GenBank genome assembly. Lineage: Eukaryota; Metazoa; Nematoda; Chromadorea; Rhabditida; Trichostrongylidae.